CGGAAACACGACGUGUUGUUUCCUCCUCCUCCUCCUCUCGCUGCUCCUCUGAGCUCCACCAGGCAGCUCCAGCUCCAGCUCCAGCUCCAGCUCCAGCUUCAGGAGUCACAAACUAAACAUGGAGCACAAGCUGAUCCUGGCCGUGUCGGGCUUCCCGAGCCUCUACGACACGAGCUGCCUGAGCUACAGAGACCUGAACAUGAGAGCCGACUCCUGGCGACGCGUCGCGGACCUGGUCGGUGUCCCCGAGUCUGAAUGCAGAAGGAAGUGGAAGACGCUGAGGGACCAACACCGGAGGGAGAGGCAGCGGGAGAAAGAGAGGCGCGAGAGCGGCAUCGGGCUCUUUAACUACAGGCCGUGGAGGUACUCGGCCAUCCUGUCGUUUUUAAACCCGUUCAUAGACGCCAGAGCCGCCGGCACCAACGGCUGGGCUCUGGACCCGCAGCCCUCUCAGCACCACGCGUCUGAAAUGGGCUGCAGCACGACCACCGACACGCGGAGCGACGACGACGACGACUGCGACGACGAGAAUUACGACAUCUCCGUAGUAGACGCCACGACAACAACAUCAUCAUCAUCCUCAGAGUUCGUCCAGAGGAAGCGUCCGUCUUCUGCCAGCAGAGACGCCGUCCGAUUGAAAGAAGCAAAGAUGGAGGUGACCUCGGACGACUGCGUACAAGUACAACAACACGACAACAUGAAGGAACUGUUUGAGGUGAUGAUGCAGUCGGUGACGUCUCUAGCCGCGUCCUUAGCUUCGUCACAAUCUUCCUCGCAGCCCUCAGACCAGCUGACGCCUCUCGCUCAGUCCUCGCUGGCGGCGGCGGUCCUACAGCCCGACCUCCAUCACCUUCAGACGCAGCGCGGCCCGCUGCCGUCCUGCGCCGCCUCCAGGCUGAACCACUUGAAGACCGAAGAGCAGGAAGCUGAGGUGGCGGAGCUGUUGGACCAAACCGAUGGCGAGGAGGAGUGCGGCGCUGCGUCUACCAGGCCGACCCGGGCCAAGAGGAAGAGCGGCGACGGUCUGCUGGAGGAGUGCCUGAGGAGGAUGGAGGCCAGGGAGGCUCAGAGAGACCGGGAUCUGGACCAGAGAGACGAUGUCACGCUGUUUUUACUGAGCUUGGCUCCGGCCAUGAGGAGACUCCCUGCAGAGAAACAGUCGUGGGUCCGAACCAAGAUCCAGCAGUUUCUACACGAGGCCGAGUUCGGUGCCACGAGUUUUCAGUGAUCCCAAACUAUUUUACAUUUUUAUAAAUACUGUGUGGAUCACACAUUUGUGGACUUUAACAAUCAGUUUAUUCACUUUACAGAGGAGUUCAUUAUCUCUCUCCAUUUAUAUGAUACUGUAACUUCUCCUUUCUCAUAUUUUUGUGCUGUUUUUAAAUAAAAAAUCAUCUUGUGGCGAUUUA
Messenger RNA from Sebastes umbrosus (honeycomb rockfish), 1409 nucleotides. RefSeq lists its product as uncharacterized. Gene Ontology annotation, molecular function: DNA binding. Gene Ontology annotation, cellular component: nucleus; transcription regulator complex. The transcript has 3 exons. The record is from RefSeq and is a predicted model, not a curated record. The coding region runs from base 119 to 1228 and encodes 369 amino acids. Lineage: Eukaryota; Metazoa; Chordata; Actinopteri; Perciformes; Sebastidae. Gene Ontology annotation, biological process: regulation of transcription by RNA polymerase II.